This is a messenger RNA of Pseudonaja textilis, 366 nucleotides long. NCBI's taxonomy places the organism in Eukaryota, Metazoa, Chordata, Lepidosauria, Squamata, Elapidae. The record is from RefSeq and is a predicted model, not a curated record.
GCCGCGACCCCGGAAGCGGGGCCCCAAGAUGGCGCUGGUCGAAGGCAUCGGGGACGAGGUGACGGCGCUGGCGGCGCUGGUGGCGGCGCUGGGGCUGCUGGGCCUGGCCUGGUUCUCCACGCGGACCGGGGAGCGCGGGGAGGCCGCCCUCCCGGAGGGGAGCCCCACCCGACGGGAGGCCCCGCCCCGCCCGGACCGGCGGCAAGAGGCGGAGGAGGAGGAAGAAGAGGAGGACGGAGGGGAAGAGGAGGAGGAGGAGGAGGAAGGCCCGGCGGGCUCCCCCUUCGUGCUCCGGCUCAAGUUCCUCAACGAGACGGAGCGGCUGGCCCGGGUGCGGCCCAGGGACACGGUGGGCGGCCUCAAGAG